AGCUCGUUUCCGCCUCUCCCAAGAUGUCGGAGGAGCACCUCGCGGCGACUUCCAGUGAUGGUACCAUCGCAUGUCAGACCCCGCCUGCCUGGGUCAACGGUUCUCUAACUGGGCUUGGGCCCUUACUAGUCGACCACGGCUGCCAGACCAUGACCGGUGUGCUCAAGAGAGGUCCCAAGGUCGGUCCAGGUGAGGUGAGUAAAGUUGCCAAAGCCCGAGAUAUCAACGCUGGCUACUAUCCGGAAGUACGGAUCAUUCCAUUGAGGGCGAAGGACUAUACAUAUACGAUCCCAGCUGAAGGAGGGUUGGAUGCUGACCGUCAUAAAAUGAAGAACGAUGCCGCUAAAAGUAAGACGGCACAGAAGACCAAGUCGACUGAGAAGACAAAGUCGGCCGAGAAGACUAAGUCAUUGGAAAAGGUAAAGGCAGUUCCUGACGAGGCAACACUAGUCACCGAGAGUGUGGCUCUUGAGCAGCCGACUUCGCCCAAGAAGUCCGCAUCUGAGGAGGUGAAGGUUCCCAAAGUGUCUACUCCCCGAAAAGAUGUCAUCAUGUCUGAGAUGAGUGCAUUGGACAUCCUUCGUGGUGCUGAGGCCGCGCAGCCUCAUACCUCUACCGUCAUGCCCGAGGCUGUAUCACUCGAGGAGGCGCCACAGACGAGUCCAUCAUCUACUGCUGAGCGGCCAAGUGAAGUGAGGCAGGCGGAGCUUGAGGCAACAAUCGAAGACGAUGAUUCUUCUUCCUCUGGUGGGGAGGCCGACUAUAUAUUCAAGCUUCCCACGUUCGGCGAUGAUGAUGACGAUGACAAUAAUAGUGAGGCGGAUGUCGAGAUGUCGGCGACUGAGGAAGUUGAAUAUCUCACUACUCCGGCGGCAGUAGCACCCGAGCCUGUUAAGGUGAGUACACCACAGAAAAAAGCUUCUCCUACUAAGGCCCCUGCAGUGGAGCCUGUGGAAUCUGCUGUUGUUGUGUCGUCCCCUCGGAAAACGGUCGUGCCUGCUACGGAGAGUAGUAAUUGGUUGCUCAACGACGAUAGCAGCGACUCCAGCGAUUCUGAGGAGCAGUUUUUAUUCGAGGAAGCCGCGUCGAAGGCAAUGGCGAUGACUGAAGGUAAACCGGUUGGGGUUGUCGCAGUGAGUGAGGGAAAACCAGCUGAAGAGAAGACAGCGACGGAGAAAGCCGUGAUGGAGGAUGAGCCGGAUGAAUCAGUUGGGAAGGUGAAAGCAGCGACCAAGCAUGAACCGGUCGAGCAUCUUGAGGAGGUGGGAAAGGAUAAGUCGGUUGAAGAUGCUGAGGAAGAGCCGCCAGUUAAGAAGCGCAAGAAGUCUCCCAAGAAGAGUAAACCGGCGAAGGAGGCACCGACCUCAUCUACUGUCCCCGAGCCUGUACGGAAGAAGCUUAGUACGCCUAAGAAGUCCCGAAGGAAUUCGAUGGAGACUAGGGCUCCUGAUUCGACUCCUCUGGCCACUGCUGGCGGCCCGAGCAAAACCGAUUCGGUCAGUUCCGAAGACUUCGGCGUUGUUAUUCCAGAGUUCGGCGGAGAUGCUGAUGACGAGGCGCCUGCGUCGGCUGCUGAGGUGGUGAAGAAGACUGCACACGGUGCUGAUAAGACGACUUUGGCCAAGGCUACUGAGCGAGUUGCACAUGCAGCUAAGAACGAACAGGAGAAGGUUGACGGUGAAACGUCUCCAGUGCCUUCUGGAAGAUCCUCUAGGAAGUCGACCGGGCCCACUAUGGGUACUGUGGUGUCUGUUGAAGUCGGCAAUUUGAAGGGGCAUACGCCGCAAACCCUGUUCGAAGCCUUGGUGAAGAGCAUCGCCGAGAGCGGAGGCGACAAGUCCCAGCUGGUGGAGGUGUUCUGGCCUAGGAAGUCGCAGUUCGCCUUCCUUAACACCCGAGCGGGCAAGUCGCGAAGGUCGUCAUGGAUCGCCGAGGGCUCUAUCAUCGUUGACGGCCAGAAGUGUGAAGUUUGCAAGGUUGAAGAGAAGUCUCAGAAGCAUUCGGUUGCGCAGGAAAUGAAGGACUCUCGGUCCGACCCGGAGAGACACGCCGGUUGGACCCCUGAAGGCCCUCUCGAGGUGUCCAAGGAAAGCUCGGCGCCGUCGAAGAGUAAGGCGACUAAACGGAAGCGAGAAUCAGCAGUGGCCGCCUCGACUGAGACGGUUAGUAAGCCGCAAGUGUAUCGGGAUGAGAAGGUGUAUGAACAAGCAGUGGAGGCGUUACGGUCCACGCAGGGUCUUGUUACCAAGGGCUCGCUCCUGCAUAAGGCCGUUGCAGAGCUGCUGAAGAAAAAGGUGCCACAUGCUAGUGAGUGUGAAUUCGAGUUAAGUCAGGGGCAGGACGAGGUCGACCCCAAGGUCACUAUAAGGAAGGCUGACGGAUCUUCGGAGGUAUGGACGGCUGCGCAAGUGGCCGAAACCACCAAGACGGGUCACAAAGCUUCGUCUAGGAUGAGUGCUAAGAUGAGGAAGACUCGGCAGGCUUUGAAAAAGCGAGUGAAUAAGUAGGUGGUGCAGCUGUAGUUAUGUUAUCAUUAGUUAUGUCGAAUAGUAGUAGCAAUUGUAAGGCGGUGGAUAAUGCCCCGCUAGUUCCUCGGUAUCCUAGUCGAAGUCUCUUGUC
This is a messenger RNA of Perkinsus marinus ATCC 50983, 2619 nucleotides long. Its product is annotated as Be158, putative. Lineage: Eukaryota; Perkinsozoa; Perkinsida; Perkinsidae. The coding region runs from base 24 to 2507 and encodes 827 amino acids. The record is from RefSeq and is a predicted model, not a curated record. The transcript is spliced from 2 exons.